UACUACUAUAAUUUUGAAAUUUAUCUUGCGUGCUUUAGCUGCCUCCCUCCAUUCUCACUCACGCUCCCUGCUUGCGGCGCCAUUCACUCGAGCAUCUCUCACACUUCGCUUGCUCGACUUCUCUCUCUGUGUCAGGCUGCUGCUCUGUUUUUGAAGUUUGAUCAACUGCAUCUAAUUGGCUUUGAAGGAUGAGUGAACUUCUUUUUGAUGACAUUUUCACGGUUGAGAUUGUAAACCCCGAUGGGAAAAAGUAUGACAAGGUUUCUCGGAUUGUGGCACGAAGUGAGAAGCAUGACAUGUACAUGCUUCUAGAUGUAAAUACAGAGAUUUAUCCAAUGAGGGAAAAAGAAAGAUUCUUGAUGGCUCUGUCUCCUUCACUUGUUUUGAAUACUAAGGAUGGCUCGGUGUCAAUUCAAGACAAGUUUGAAUACAUCAUGCAUGGAAGGUUAUAUGACAUUACGAAUGAGGGAUGUUCUGAACUUGAAGUGGAGGUAUGUGCAUCAUUUGGUGGACUUCAGUUGAUGCUGAAAGGACAUUCUUCCCAUUGUGUUAAGUUUGCAGUCGACCAGAGUUUGUUUUUACUGAUAAGGAAGCUUGAAAGUUGAAACUGGUGUUGGCGAUGGCCUGAAAAGAAAAAUAUGGUAGCAUUAUGUUUUUAAUAAUUAUUUAUGAUAUUUGAUAAGUAGUUUGUCUAAAAUAAUUAGUUUUUUUACGGAAGAAUGAGUUGUGUUUUAAAUGUUUCUCUAUAGAUUGUUUUCGAUAUAUUAAUUAGUUAAAUAGUUUAGAGUUUAGGGUUUAAAAUUUGUUUGUUGUUCUGUUUGGUACCGCAGAAAACGAGGGAGAAGAGGGGAGAGAGUGAAGAAAUACCAUUGAACUAUUGUUUUGGUUGGUGGUGCUUGUGCAUAACGUAACGUGCAAAGAAAUAAGAGUGUAGGUCGCAACCUAUUUUUUAUUUUUUAUUUUA
Messenger RNA from Cajanus cajan (pigeon pea), 964 nucleotides. Its product is annotated as DNA-directed RNA polymerases II and V subunit 8A. The record is from RefSeq and is a predicted model, not a curated record. Gene Ontology annotation, cellular component: RNA polymerase I complex; RNA polymerase III complex; RNA polymerase II, core complex. Lineage: Eukaryota; Viridiplantae; Streptophyta; Magnoliopsida; Fabales; Fabaceae. Gene Ontology annotation, biological process: DNA-templated transcription.